Molecule: messenger RNA, 876 nt
Organism: Puccinia graminis f. sp. tritici CRL 75-36-700-3
Lineage: Eukaryota; Fungi; Basidiomycota; Pucciniomycetes; Pucciniales; Pucciniaceae
Exons: 2
Coding region: 1-876 (291 amino acids)
Source: RefSeq, a predicted model, not a curated record
AUGAACAUUGACAUUUGGCAAGAAGCCCUAAGUAAAGCUGGUUUGUUACCAGUGAUGAAUCAUAUUAUUGAUGGGUUCAUCAAUGGUUUUGAUCAGGGGAUCCCAGAUCACGUGAUAGGGAAUUUGAGAUGGUUCACCCCAGAUAACCAUUCCUCAGCAAUCAACGCUGAGGACAAAAUUCAAAAAUCCAUAAAUGAGGAGGUAGAAGCGAAGCGAAUGUUCGGCCCAUUUUCACACGAAGAAGUUGCGGCGAGAUUUAAAUUUUUUAGAUCAAGUCCACUAGGCUCAGUGGUGAACGCAGAUGGUAAGAUGCGACCAAUAAAUGAUCUAUCUUUCCCUAAGAAAAACGACAAGAAAAACAUUGGCAUAAUGUCGGUAAACUCGUUCGUCAACAAACUCGAUUUCAAGACAACGUGGGACGAUUUUACGAUUGUAUCAAAUUUUUUCAGGAACAAUGAAGACAAAUUCGACUUAGCACUUUUCGACUGGGCGAAGGCGUACCGUCAAAUACCAACGAAGUCAUCCCAGUGGCCAUUUUUAAUGGUAAAGGAUCUAAAAGGGGACCUGUACGUCGACACCAGAAUUACUUUCGGAGGCGUCGCAGGAUGUGGAUCUUUCGGACUUCCGGCAGACACGUGGAAACAAAUAAUGGAAUCGGAAUUCGACGUGAAGAAAAUUUUCAGAUGGGUAGAUGACAAUCUAUUCGUGAAGAAGACCGACUCUCUGUGUAACAUGAAGGCGGUUUCAGAAAGAUCGGUCGAAUUAGGGGUGGCCACUAGCGUGGAUAAGUGCACUGAAUUCGCAAGAGAACAAAAAUUUAUCGAGAUUUUUUACGCUAUUGAGGUGAGAAGUAAUAAGAGAUAUGUAAAGAAGUAA